Molecule: messenger RNA, 821 nt
Organism: Eucalyptus grandis
Lineage: Eukaryota; Viridiplantae; Streptophyta; Magnoliopsida; Myrtales; Myrtaceae
Product: SKP1-like protein 1A
Exons: 2
Coding region: 74-568 (164 amino acids)
Biological process (GO): SCF-dependent proteasomal ubiquitin-dependent protein catabolic process
Cellular component (GO): nucleus; cytoplasm
Molecular function (GO): cullin family protein binding
Source: RefSeq, a predicted model, not a curated record
UAAUCUCUCUCCGAAUUGGUUCUUCUCCACGUCUCUCUCUCUCUCUCUCUCUCAACGACGAAGCAAGCCAUCCAUGUCGUCUCCUCCCUCCGCCUCCGCCUCCUCCUCGCCGCCGCCGUGCCCGAAGAAGAUGAUCACCCUGAGAAGCUCCGACGGGGCGACCUUCGAGAUCGAGGAGACCGCCGCCUUGCAGUCCAAGACCCUCGAGAACAUGAUCCACGAGAACUGCGCCAGCACCCUGAUCCCGGUGCCGAACAUCACCGGCGAAGUCCUGGCCAGAGUCGUGGAGUUCUGCAGCAAGCACGCCGAGGCCGGCGUCGACGACGAGAGCCUCGGCGCUUGGGACGAGGAGUUCGUCGCCGUCGAUCACACUACUCUCUUUGACUACAUCCGGGCGGCAAAUUUCCUGGAAAUUCCAACUUUGCUGGACUUGGGCUGCCAGACUGUGGCAGACAUGAUCAAGGGUAAGACUCCGGAUGAGAUAAAAAAAACUUUCAAAAUCACGACCGCAUGCACACCGGAAGAGGAAGAAGAGGUGCGUGGGGAGAACCAGUGGGCAUUUGAAUGAAGCCCCAGAGAAUUCAGGGUCUUGUGUUAUCUUUACUAUUGUGAAGUUCUGUUUCUUUCGCUGCCUUACGACGUAUGAGACAUUGGCUUGUUAAAAGUUUGCUUCUGGCAAAGUGAACUCUCCGGUGAGUUUUUCUGACAUGGUAUGGUUGAAUGUUCAAGUGAAAAUUUCACGUAUUCAAUACUUAGGGAAGGUUUGAUCUUCCAGCAUAUUCUUGUACACGAGGACCCUGUAAAGUAGAAGUUUUGAGAUA